Messenger RNA from Arabidopsis arenosa, 2601 nucleotides. The record is from the annotation of a GenBank genome assembly. NCBI's taxonomy places the organism in Eukaryota, Viridiplantae, Streptophyta, Magnoliopsida, Brassicales, Brassicaceae.
UGAAGCAAACACACAAUUUGUAUUCAAAAAAAGUAGCUAAAAGUAAAAACAAAAGAAAAAUGGAGAAGUGGAUGAACUUGAGAGACGAAGACUUAACGGAAGAAACAAAGACUCUAAUCUCUUCACUUCCUUCAGAGAAAGCCUACCUCGGUCGAAACCUCUGCAAGUACCAAGGUUCUUGGUAUUACUACAACUUUCUCCAAGGUGUUCUCAAUUUCCAGAGAGGUUUUAAGCCUCAAGACACCGAUGUUAUCGUCGCAUCGUACCCAAAAUGCGGCACCCUGUGGCUCAAGGCACUCACAGUUGCGCUCGUUGAGAGAUCAAAGAACCCUUCUUCUGAUGAUCCUACGAGCCAUCCUCUUUUAUCCAACAAUCCUCACAACCUCGUACCUGUCCUUGAGAUGAAUCUUUACCGCGAUACCCAAACACCGGACUUGACCAAGCUCUCAUCAUCAUCUCCAAGGCUGUUCUCUACUCACACGCCUUUCAACACGCUCCAAGUAGCUCUCAAAGACUCUCCUUGCAAGGUACUUUACAUUUGCAGGGACGCGAAGGAUUCUCUGGUGUCACGUUGGCAUAUCGUUUGCAGGAGUCUGAAUAAAGAAGAGGACAGAACCAUUCUUGAGUCUAUGUUUGAGUCCUUUUGCAGCGGAGUCUGCUUGUUUGGUCCGUUCUGGGACCAUAUCCUGAGUUAUUGGAAAGCUAGCUUGGAAAAGCCAAAGCAAGUGCUUUUCAUGAGGUACGAUGAAAUAAAAAUAGAUCCUCAUGGUCAGCUCAAGAAACUCGCAGAGUUCUUGGGUUGUCCAUUUUCUAAGGAAGAAGAAAGGAAUGGAUCAGUAGAUAAGAUCUUGGAGAUGUGUUCUCUGCCUAACCUGAGAAGUUUGGAUGUGAACAAGACAGGAAAAUCAAUCAAUGGCAUAGAGUACAAGAACCAUUUCCGCAAAGGGAUAGUUGGUGACUGGAAGAAUCAUCUAAGUCCGGAAAUGGGUAACAAAAUCGACAUGAUCAUGAAGGAGAAACUCAAAGAUUCCGUCGCUAUGAGUACUGUAGAGAGUAGCAAACCGAAGAUCAUCAAUGGUUCUUGUGGUUAUGUUCUAGAAGAUGUUCCUCAUCUCUCCGAUUACCUUCCUGGUCUUCCUACUUAUCCUAAUCCACUGCAAGACAAUCCAGCAUACUCAGUGGUGAAGCAAUACUUUGUUGAUGCUGAUGAUAGUGUUCCUCAAAAGAUCGUUGUUCACAAGGAUGGUCCAAGGGGAAUUCAUUUUAGACGAGCCGGGCCACGUCAAAAGGUAUACUUCGAAUCUGAUGAAGUGCAUGCUUGCAUAGUUACCUGUGGAGGUCUUUGUCCUGGCCUUAAUACCGUGAUUAGAGAAAUAGUGAGCAGUUUAUCUUAUAUGUAUGGAGUGAAGAGAAUCCUGGGAAUAGAUGGUGGAUAUAGAGGCUUUUAUGCUAAGAAUACUGUCUCCUUGGACUCUAAAGUUGUCAAUGAUAUCCAUAAGCGUGGAGGGACUAUCCUUGGGACCUCGCGAGGUGGUCACGAUACCACAAAGAUAGUUGACAGCAUUCAAGAUCGAGGAAUCAAUCAGGUUUACAUUAUAGGAGGAGAUGGAACUCAGCGAGGAGCAUCUGUUAUAUUUGAGGAAAUUAGACGACGUGGCCUGAAAGUUGCAGUUGUUGGAAUCCCGAAAACAAUCGAUAAUGACAUACCUGUGAUAGACAAAUCUUUUGGGUUUGACACAGCUGUAGAAGAGGCUCAACGAGCUAUUAACGCAGCACAUGUGGAAGCAGAGAGUAUAGAGAACGGUAUUGGCGUUGUCAAGCUUAUGGGCCGCUACAGCGGUUUCAUAGCGAUGUACGCGACUCUAGCAAGCAGAGAUGUGGACUGCUGUUUGAUUCCGGAGUCACCAUUUUACCUGGAAGGAGAAGGCGGGCUGUUUGAGUACAUAGAGAAACGGCUCAAGGAGAGUGGUCACAUGGUACUCGUGAUUGCAGAAGGUGCAGGACAAGAUCUAAUGUCGAAGAGCAUGGAAUCUAUGACACUCAAGGAUGCAUCUGGUAACAAACUUCUUAAAGAUGUUGGUCUCUGGCUGUCACAAAGCAUCAAGGAUCAUUUUAAUCAGAAGAAGAUGGUGAUGAACCUCAAGUACAUAGAUCCAACAUACAUGAUUCGGGCUGUUCCCAGCAAUGCGUCAGACAAUGUUUAUUGUACACUUCUGGCUCAGAGUGCAGUGCACGGUGCAAUGGCUGGAUACACUGGCUAUAUCAGUGGUUUAGUGAACGGACGACAAACCUACAUACCCUUCUACAGGAUAACGGAGAAACAGAACCAUGUGGUGAUCACAGACAGGAUGUGGGCAAGGCUACUCUCUUCGACAAACCAGCCGAGUUUCUUGGGCCCCAAAGAUGUCUUUGAUAAUAAAGAGAAGCCGAUGUCGGCUCUCCUCGACGAUGGCAACUGCAAUGGCACGGUCGAUGUUCCUCCAGUCACCAAAGAGAUCACCAAGUGACCUGAACAUAAGAACAUAAGAACAACGACAUAAGCUUUGGUUUUUCAAAUGAUGUUACAUGUUUUAGUUAGUUGAGUAAAAUAAAAAGGGUUUU